Messenger RNA from Exophiala dermatitidis NIH/UT8656, 1527 nucleotides. Its product is annotated as retrograde regulation protein 2. Gene Ontology annotation, cellular component: membrane. The transcript has 6 exons. Lineage: Eukaryota; Fungi; Ascomycota; Eurotiomycetes; Chaetothyriales; Herpotrichiellaceae. Gene Ontology annotation, molecular function: transmembrane transporter activity. Gene Ontology annotation, biological process: transmembrane transport. The coding region runs from base 1 to 1527 and encodes 508 amino acids. The record is from RefSeq and is a predicted model, not a curated record.
AUGGAAGGCACCCGGAAAGACGUAAAGGACGCCACCAUGCCUCAAGUGCAUAAAGUCACCUCAACUGACUUCAACGAAGGGGAAAUUGUCGUCGAGGAGGGGGCACCUCGCGGCCACUAUGGCUUCUCCGGCGACGAAGUUGAGCUGGCAUUGCGAGGGUACGCACCCAAUACUCAACUGGAAAAGAAGAUGAUCCGCAAGGUGGAUUUGUCUCUGCUACCGAUGCUCUGGCUCAUGUGUGUCAUGGCGUACGUGGACCGCAACAACAUUGGGAACGCAAACGCUGCUGGCAUGAGUGAGGAUAUUGGGCUCUCGGACAACCAAUAUGCCUUUCUCAUCUCGAUCUUCUUUAUCGCCUACCUUGUCUGGGAAGUUCCUUCAAACAUGAUUCUGGCACGCGUUCGUCCCUCAUGGUAUCUAUCGGGCCUCAUGAUUACUUGGGGCGCGGUAUGCUGUGCGAUGUCAAAGGUGAAGAACAGCCGCGACAUCCUUGUGUGUCGGUUCUUUCUAGGCAUGAUCGAAGCAGGCUUCUUCCCGGGUGUGCUUUAUAUCAUGUCGUGUUGGUACAAGCGCAAUGAGAUAGGCAAACGAUUCAGCUUGUUCUACACCGCCAUCUGCUUUUCAGGAGCAGCUGCGGGACUCAUUGCUGGUGCCGUCAUCUCCGGAUUGGAGGGACACGGCGGCAUCGCUGGGUGGCGCUGGCUGUUUCUCAUCGAAGGACUUGUCACUAUCGGAAUCGGGAUAUUAGCAAAGUUCGUUUUGCUCGAUUACCCGCAUAUCCCCUCGAAGCGCCUGACUCCCGAGGAGCGAGCAAUCUCCAUCGCUCGUAUCAUGCAUGACAAGCAAGAGACGGAAAUACGCACGAGGAAGCUGAAUCCGUGGCAAAGCUUCAAAGCCGCGAUUGUCGACCUGCGCAUGUACGUUUUCAUCGCAGUCUAUGUUUGCCAGAACAGCGCAACCAGCGUGUCAUACUUCAUCCCCACGGUUUUGAAAAGUAUGGGCUAUACUGGCACAUCCGCACAAUGGAUGACAGUGCCUAUCUGGGCGACCGGCACUGCGGUACUCCUGCUUCUUCCCCAGAGCUCCGACCGGUUCAAAGAGCGGCGCUGGCAUAUUGUGGGAGGUCUCUCCGUGGCAUGGAUCAGUGCCGUCGUCGGUCUCACUUGCACCAGCAAUGAUAAAGUACGAUACGCAUUUAUGUGCUUGUACAUCGGCGGCCUCUACCCGACAGCUCCUCUCAUUCUCAGUUGGGUGUCUGAGACGCUUUCUCUGCCCGCCGAGAAGCGUGCCGUUUGCAUCGCCAUCACCAACAGUAUCGGAUCAGCGUCGGCGAUCUAUGCCAGUUACUUUUGGCCCAGUUCAGAUGCACCAAGGUAUAAGACGGGGUUUGCAUGUGUCAUCAGCUUCAUUGGUGUGUCAUUGAUAUUGGCUGCAUCGGUGCCGCUUAUCUUCCGCGUGCUGCCGAAGUUCACUACCAAGGCUGAACGCGAACUUGAGAUUGAAGAGGAGGUUCAAGCAAGGAGUUAG